Messenger RNA from Magallana angulata, 1428 nucleotides. RefSeq lists its product as uncharacterized. The transcript has 6 exons. The record is from RefSeq and is a predicted model, not a curated record. Lineage: Eukaryota; Metazoa; Mollusca; Bivalvia; Ostreida; Ostreidae. Gene Ontology annotation, molecular function: calcium ion binding; protein binding. Bases 44 to 877 code for a protein of 277 amino acids.
AGCAUGUCAACUUGUUUACCAAUAUUUCAAAACCAACACUAUCAUGAUCAGAGCUUUCUUCGCCGCCGGGAUCUUGUUAAUGGGACAUGAUACAUUGGGUCUCUCCGGUCAUGUUUGCAAACGAGAGAGAGCGGAAACGUAUAUGACGUCAUAUAACCAGGCCUUCCUUUGUCAGGAAAGGUACACAACAAGCUGUGGACACCUGGACUGGAGAAGGUGCACGCGCUACAGGGUACAGACGUGCUACACCCCCCGAGAGAGGUACGCUGUGAGGUAUCACGUGGUCGAGACCUGCUGCCCCGGAUGGAGUGAUGAUGGUACUGGGGCGUGCAAUAUAGCCUACUGUGGAUCUCCCUGUAAGAAUGAGGGCACCUGCUCCGCUGUCGAGGGAACGCCCACCUGUGUCUGUCAGGAUGGUUACCAUGGCGACCACUGUCAACAUGAGAGGAACUAUUGGGACGUCUGGCAGACAGUUGUCGCCAUUCUCUGUGGAAUACUUGUUGUCAUGGUAACAGCAAUCACAGUAUAUGUCUACCGACGGAAUAGAAAAACAAAGAGGACCAGAAUCACUCCCGUCCUACGGUCGCAAGGACACACAGCCGGAGUUAUCUCCCCCACAGGAGUUCCGGCCGGAGUUAUCUCCCCCACAGGAGUCCCAGCCGGAGUUAUCUCCCCCACAGGAGUCCCAGCCGGAGUUAUCUCCCCCACUGGAGUCCCGGUCGGAGUUAUCUCCCCCACAGGAGUCCCGGUUCAAGCUCCUGACCUACCACACCUCCCUAGUCACGUGAUGCGGACUGCCACCGGGCGUGCCUUUCCCCACCCCUGGGGACCCCAAGUGGUACUCCCCUCUGCUCCGAUGGACUGUUCAGAGACAUGAAAGCUGGAACCGAGUCCAGCAUUACUGAAAAAGUUACAAUAUUACUAAUGCAUAUACGUGUUUACCAUUUAUUAAUCCAUGUGCAUUUUUACUUUAUUGUUUUUACGUUUUAUUUAAGCAUUUGUACUUCUAUAUAAAUAGUUUUCUGUUUCUCCAUCAUAUGCGUGUGUUUGAAUACUAUUACUUUUUCUUUUUUCCGAUGUCGAACGUCAAUUACGUGUUUACACUUUGUAUGUGUGUAAGUAUUCAUAGGUACAUUGUUUGUCCAUAUUUACUGUUCAUUUAUUGCAUGUAUAUGCAGACAAUUGUGUAUAUUAUGAUAUGUUCCGUUUAUUAUGUCACACUAUGAUUUGUAACCCCCGGUCCCCAUCAGUUGUGUAUACUAUGAGGUCCCCAUCAGUUGUGUAUGCUAUGAUAUGUUCCGUUCAUUACGUCACUGUAUAAUUUGUAACCCCCGGUCCCCAUCAGUUGUGUACUAUGAUAUGUUCCGUUCAAUAUGAUAUUGUAUAUAUAGAGUGAUCUUUCACUAAGGCGAUAAAGAAAUAUGAAUG